GAGAGAGAGAGAGAAAGAAAAAAAAAUUCGUUUUAAAAGGACUUGAUACAUAUUCUCAGGCGAUUCGCCUCGUAUUAAUCUCAUUUCUCAAUUUAAUUUUACAUAAUUUUAUCUCGACGAGGUUAAUCGCAAAAUUGGCAGAUAUAUUGAAAAUAUGCCCUGUCUCUCUCUCUCAUCCGUCUGUCUCUGUCGUCGCUGCCGAACGUUCGCGAGCAUCGCCGAAGACGGCCGAACGUGACUCUCGAAUUUCCGGCGCACUGCUAGUGAAGGAUUUCAUGAUGGCGCGCGCGUGAAAAAUCACAUUACGGGCAUACACACGUCGAAAAAAGUCGCAUCGUUCGCACACGCGAAUCUGUCGUUUAUCGGGAUCGGAUCACGCGGACGCGAGCGAUCCUCCACGAGCUACGAUCGUAGGCACGCUAACUGUCAAGUGUUCGCUCUCCCGCCGCGUGUGCUUCUCGGCAUCGGCCGUUCCAUUUUGGAGCCUCGUCACGGACGCAGCCAUGCAAGCGCAACAGCAAACGCAGCAGCAGCAGCAGCAGCAGCCACAGCAGGGCCAUCAGCAGAUAGCGGGCACCAAUGUAAUAUUGAAAAUGAACGAGAUUCAGCAGCUGUCGACUGUCGGGUUGUUGGAACUCGCUCACAGAGAAUAUCAAGCAGGGGACUAUGAGAAUGCCGAAAGACACUGUAUGCAGCUAUGGCGACAGGAAACGAACAAUACUGGCGUUCUUCUUUUACUCUCCUCGAUACAUUUCCAAUGUAGAAGGCUAGAGAAAUCAGCACAUUACAGCAGCUUAGCGAUAAAGCAAAAUCCGUUGUUGGCGGAGGCAUACAGCAAUUUGGGGAAUGUAUAUAAGGAACGUGGACAACUACCGGAAGCAUUGGAGAACUAUCGUCAUGCUGUCAGGUUGAAGCCAGACUUUAUUGAUGGUUACAUCAACUUGGCAGCAGCACUCGUUGCAGCUGGUGAUAUGGAACAGGCUGUUCAAGCAUAUGUUACAGCGCUACAAUACAAUCCUGAUCUUUAUUGUGUGCGGAGUGAUCUUGGUAAUCUUUUGAAAGCACUAGCAAGACUUGAUGAAGCAAAGGCUUGCUACUUGAAGGCGAUUGAGACGCGACCGGAUUUUGCGGUUGCUUGGAGUAAUCUCGGAUGCGUGUUUAACGCGCAAGGGGAGAUAUGGCUCGCGAUACACCACUUCGAGAAAGCGGUUGCCUUGGAUCCAAACUUCUUAGAUGCCUAUAUCAAUCUUGGAAAUGUAUUAAAAGAAGCUAGGAUCUUUGACAGAGCUGUAGCUGCUUAUCUACGUGCAUUGAAUCUUAGCCCUAACAAUGCAGUCGUGCAUGGAAAUUUGGCGUGCGUUUAUUACGAGCAAGGGCUUAUUGAUCUGGCCAUCGACACGUAUCGCCGUGCUAUUGAAUUGCAGCCAAAUUUCCCAGAUGCAUAUUGCAAUCUGGCAAACGCCCUCAAAGAGAAGGGUCAAGUGGUCGAGGCGGAAGAAUGUUACAAUACCGCCCUCCGGCUUUGCCCGACACACGCCGAUUCUCUCAAUAAUUUGGCCAACAUAAAACGCGAGCAAGGCUAUAUCGAGGAAGCGACACGUUUAUAUCUUAAAGCUCUGGAGGUAUUUCCUGAGUUCGCAGCUGCUCAUAGCAAUUUGGCUUCCGUCUUGCAGCAGCAGGGCAAACUAAACGAGGCGCUGAUGCAUUACAAGGAAGCAAUUCGCAUACAACCGACCUUUGCCGAUGCUUAUUCAAAUAUGGGAAACACGCUCAAAGAGAUGCAGGACAUUCAGGGCGCUUUACAGUGCUACACACGGGCUAUUCAAAUCAAUCCAGCUUUCGCCGACGCUCAUUCCAAUUUGGCAUCGAUCCACAAAGAUUCCGGCAACAUUCCUGAAGCGAUACAGUCUUACAGAACAGCGCUGAAGCUGAAGCCAGAUUUUCCUGACGCCUACUGCAAUCUUGCGCAUUGUCUACAGAUAGUGUGCGACUGGACAGACUACGAAGCCAGAAUGAAGAAACUUGUAUCUAUUGUCGCUGAACAGUUGGACAAGAACAGACUGCCUAGCGUACAUCCGCAUCAUUCCAUGCUUUAUCCCUUGUCUCACGAGUUCAGGAAGGCUAUUGCUGCUAGGCAUGCUAAUCUUUGUAUCGAAAAGAUCCACGUUCUCCACAAACAGCCGUACAAAUAUCCGCGUUCAAUUGGCACACGCUUGAAGAUUGGAUAUGUUUCGUCGGAUUUUGGGAAUCAUCCGACCAGUCACUUGAUGCAAUCGAUUCCUGGCUUGCAUGAGCGCGAGAAUGUCGAGAUUUUCUGUUAUGCGCUCAGCGCAGAUGAUGGCACAACUUUUCGUGCAAAGAUCGCGCGUGAAGCCGAGCACUUCGUCGACCUGUCACAGAUUCCAUGCAACGGCAAGGCCGCCGACCGCAUCAACGCUGACGGCAUCCAUAUCCUAGUGAACAUGAAUGGUUACACGAAGGGUGCCAGGAACGAAAUCUUUGCCCUGCGACCGGCGGCGAUACAGGUCAUGUGGCUGGGCUAUCCUGGUACUUCUGGCGCAAGUUUCAUGGACUACCUCAUUACAGACGAGGUCACGUCACCGCUGGAACUCGCCAACCAAUAUAGCGAAAAGCUCGCUUACAUGCCGCAUACUUACUUUAUCGGUGAUCACAAGCAAAUGUUUCCUCAUCUGAAAGAACGUUUAAUUCUGACGGAUAAAUCGAAUCUUAAAGGCAAGGUAGCCGAUAAUGUGGCAGUAAUCAAUGCCACCGAUCUUUCCCCGAUGAUCGAAAAUACUCUGAUAAAGGAGAUCCGCGAGGUAAUUGUACCUGACGCAAAGAAACAACCUGUCGAGAUUUCGCUCAAAGUUGCCGAGUUACCGACUACUACCCCGAUCGAAACAAUGAUCGCUUCCGGCCAAUGCCAGAUGUCCGUGAACGGUGUCGUCCUGCAGAAUGGUAUGACUACUACACAGGUGAACAACAAGGCCGCCACGGGCGAGGAGGUGCCUCAGAAUAUUGUGAUCACAACCAGACAGCAGUAUGGCUUGCCGGAAGAUGCCGUUGUCUAUUGUAAUUUCAAUCAGUUAUAUAAAAUUGAUCCUCUCACUCUUCACAUGUGGGCACAUAUAUUGAAACAUGUGCCAAACUCUGUGCUAUGGUUGCUACGUUUUCCGGCGGUCGGCGAACCCAAUCUCCAAGCGACGGCGCAACAAUUGGGUCUAACGCCUGGCAGAAUUCUCUUCAGCAACGUAGCUGCUAAAGAAGAACAUGUAAGACGAGGCCAAUUAGCUGAUGUAUGUCUAGAUACGCCACUUUGCAACGGACACACGACUAGUAUGGAUGUUUUGUGGACCGGAACGCCGGUGGUUACGCUACCGGGCGAGACUCUAGCUUCUCGUGUCGCCGCUAGUCAAUUGAACACUCUCGGCUGCCCCGACUUGGUAGCGCGAACACGACAAGAGUAUCAAGAUAUCGCUGUUAGGCUGGGUACUGACAGAGAAUAUUUGAAAGCAACAAGAGUCAAGGUUUGGAAGGCCCGCUCGGAGAGCCCGCUGUUCAAUUGCAAGCUAUACGCGAUGGGCAUGGAAAUGCUAUAUAAAAAGAUGUGGGAGCGUUUUGCACAUGGAGAAACUGCAGACCACAUAUCGGCUGUCGAUAAGAAUGACAACCAGAAAUUGUUGAGCAUGUCUUAAAACAAUUUUUCCGACAAGUGUUACACGAUCACUUUAAUCAACUUUGACUUCGCGAUUAAAGAUUCUUCGUCCCCAGGAAAUUUUAGAGUUUACAGCCGUGGUUAAUAUAUCUACUCUCUCCCAAUGAGAUCUUAUAUAAAUUUCAUAUCUCUACUAUUGUUUUGUACGAUAAAUUCACGAAGCUUAAACUAGACAGUAGACAUGAAUAUAUACAUAUAUAUAUACAAGGUUCGUACGAUAUUCACGCUCUGCUCUCGCUCUAUUGCUCUUGUUAUUUAUAGUUUUCUUUCAAUGUAAUAUUUACGCGCUUCUCUCUCUCUCUUUCUCUUUCUCUUGAAAAAUAAUUGGAUCUACAUUCUGUGGAAAACUAAGAGAAACGAUUUUGUUCAUAAACGUACAAAAUUUAGAAAAGUAAUGAGAACAUCAUCAAUAGGCAAAAAUAAUAUUGGAGAAUAUAGAGAAUCUAUAGAGAAAUCAUGUUUUCAAUUUUUUAUUUUCCAGAUUGUUCGUCUUUCUGUAGAAUGUAAUAUUGACAUCUAAAUAAAGCAUUGAUAAUGGGUAUAUCAAAUGUACAAAAUUGAGAACAAAAAAAAAAUUAAUUUUCUGAUAUUCUAAACUUUAAGAAUUGUAAAAAAUUGCGAGAAAAUUAAAUCUUAAAAAUUAUAAAUUUAGAGCUUUGAAAGAAAUUGAGAUGCAAUAUUACGAAAUUAUUGUAUGCAAUGGUUUCUUUAUACUAGAAUCUACAAUUUUAUUGUAAACUGGAUUAUCACAAAUUGCAAUCGAUUUGAGAAUCCAUUAUACAUUUCACUUGCGUUGCUACAAUCAUCGCAUUGACUGCUUAUUGUAAACACUUUAUCGAGACAUUCUUUUUCCUUUCUUACAAUCGAUCCUUUAACGCACAGCUAUCCUUUGCACGUAAAUUGCCGAGAAAUGCAAGGAUACUUAACAAAGAUUAGAGUUAAUCUCUCUUUCUCGAGUUCCUUAUAUCCUAGCUUACCGUUUUUAUUCCUCAUCACCGCGACAAAAAACAAAAAGGCCGCAGAUUUCGAUUUGAAUUGAUAGUUGUGAAGAUCUUGAUAGAAAUAAAGAACUAAAAGCAUCUUAAAACGACAGAAAGAGAAACAAUGCAAAAGAUUUGAGAGAUCUUAUUAUUUAAAAUAUCAAUAAAUCUUAAGAAAUUUAAGAUUAAGAUGGCAACGAUUCAGUAAUUUCGUGAUAUAAAGUUUCAGAAAUCUAAAUUCAAAUAUUCUGUUAGUCAAUAUUCCAAGUAUAUAAAUACAAAUCGUAGAAACCGCAAGUCUUGCUAAGAAUCAUAGAAUUGAAAGAAUCGAAAAAGCUUAGAAAUAAUGCCAAAAAAGAUUGACCUAAAAAGAUCAAGAAUCUAGGAAUCUCUUAGGAUCUCGACGUCUUGAUCGUCUGGUAUUGAGAUCCUACAAGCAUUUGAAGAACGAGACGUGUUUAUUUUAGCGACUACACAGCGUGUAGCGCAAUUGUAUCAUAUGAAGCGAGUAAGGAUAAUGUUGUACGUGUAAAUAUUAAAGAUAACUGUUAAUUAUUUACUUUAAUCCGAUAAUUGAGUGAAUUGCGCGAUUUUUGUGUGAGGUAAUAAAAGAUAUUGAACUGUAAUGAACUGAUGUACGUGUAGAGAAUAAAGACAAUGAAUGAAAUAAUGAUCUCUCACGAUUUGUGUCGACAUUGUACUGUGUAACUCGAAAUAUUUAUCGGGUUAAUACAUGUAUUUGACGUAAUAAUCGCUCAAGUAACUAUAUUAUAUUUUAAACAUGCUCCAAAAUUUAUAUACAUACAAUUUAGGAAUGUAUUUUAUUUAAUUAAUAAAUAUGGAUUAUAAAUUAUGGCCAU
This is a messenger RNA of Formica exsecta, 5555 nucleotides long. RefSeq names its product UDP-N-acetylglucosamine--peptide N-acetylglucosaminyltransferase 110 kDa subunit (gene sxc). Gene Ontology annotation, molecular function: protein binding; protein N-acetylglucosaminyltransferase activity. Lineage: Eukaryota; Metazoa; Arthropoda; Insecta; Hymenoptera; Formicidae. The coding region runs from base 504 to 3695 and encodes 1063 amino acids. Gene Ontology annotation, biological process: protein O-linked glycosylation. The record is from RefSeq and is a predicted model, not a curated record. The transcript is spliced from 12 exons.